ACAACACAGAAUUUAUAAAUAUAGGUUUAGUGGGAUUGCUGAUUCUAGUGAAUUGAAACUCUUCAGUGUAAGCGGAUCAUCCCUCAAACAAAAAUGAAAUUAAACAUUGUGGUACUCUUUGGUCUAGUCUGUUUAGUGGCUUUAAGUUCUGCUAGACCAGCGGAAGAAGAUUAUGCAGAAUAUGAUGAAGAACCGGCACCUCCACCAAAGAAAGCUCCAGCACGAAGUUCCCUGAUUGGUAGACGCAAUCCAUUAGCGGGAAGAAACGCCAAAACUUCAACUACAGCAGCGCCACCCCCACCAUCAGAGGAAGAAGAAGAAGAACCUGUGGACGAAGAAGUGGGCGAAGAACCACAAGAGCAAACCAGUUCGACCACAGAAACUCCGAAAAAAUUCUUGAAAGGAGGAAUUGUGCGACCUUUCAGGAGUAAUGACGACUUGUUGGCAACCUUGAAACGUAGGAGGGAACAAGCUGCUCAUAACAAGCAGAAUAAUAAAGUGAAUCAGGCAACUGACGCCGAGGAAUCGGCACCUGCUGCUGUACAAAAUGAACCAGCAGCUAAACCGUCGAGGGCCUCAUCAGGAGGAAGGCGUCGAUUUAACAAUGCAAAAAGUAGCGAACCCGCUGCUGAGGAGCCAGCUACAGCACCCCCGGCCAGGACGGGAAGAAGAUUUAAUACUAGAAGCUAAUUAAUUAUUAAAUCAUAUAAAUGUAAAAUUGAGCUGUUAGUUGUCAACUGUACAAUAAGGAGAUAUUUUAUGAAGGAGAUAGUUAUACCAUAUGUCCAGAUAUUCGUAAGUAAUGUUAUAGACAAUAAUUUUCCUAAUAAAGAUGUUGUAAAUA
Molecule: messenger RNA, 844 nt
Organism: Zophobas morio
Lineage: Eukaryota; Metazoa; Arthropoda; Insecta; Coleoptera; Tenebrionidae
Exons: 4
Coding region: 94-690 (198 amino acids)
Source: RefSeq, a predicted model, not a curated record